This is a messenger RNA of Caenorhabditis bovis, 444 nucleotides long. The record is from the annotation of a GenBank genome assembly. Lineage: Eukaryota; Metazoa; Nematoda; Chromadorea; Rhabditida; Rhabditidae.
AUGCCUAAAUUGAGAAAAUCAAGACCAGCGCCAUCGACGAAUUCGACGCCAACGCAAAUUUCGGCUUUCAAUUUUAAUUCGAUAGCCAGUACUAGUAUUUCGAAUUCUCUAGUUGAAAAUGCUCCAGCUCAAGAAUCAAGUGAAUUAUUAGAAGUAGAGAAAUUCGGCACAAAUUUGCCACGUGUAACAGAUUUCGAAUCAGAUGAUGAUCAAGAAGCGACAUUGGUGCCAAAAUUGGAGGUUGUGAUCUCCGAGGAGCCAAAACCGCCGCCAAUUGGCGCAUCCCAAUCGGUGAUAUUGGAAGAAAUUGCAAAUCCUAUGGUAUUUUUUGGAAAUUUUAUUCGAAAUGUGCAAAUUUCCCAAAAAUGGACGGCGAAUAGAAGUAGCGAGAAGGCGCACAUCGAGCUCGUCGUUCUCCUCCUCAAUAAUGGCCGAAAAACGUGA